Brenthis ino (lesser marbled fritillary) is the source of this 4086-nucleotide messenger RNA. The record is from the annotation of a GenBank genome assembly. Lineage: Eukaryota; Metazoa; Arthropoda; Insecta; Lepidoptera; Nymphalidae.
AUGGCCGCAUCUGCUACAGAGAUCGAAGACUUCUUAAGCGGACCUCUUGUUUCGUGGCUUAAAUCAUGUCUGCCCGAUGCAGCAAGUAUCAAGGAGUACUCAUCUCUAUUCGAUGGAGAUAUCCUUCACCAUAUCUACCUCCAGAUUGAUCCUGAACCUUCUUUUCACAUUACCAAACUGACCGGGCUUGAAGAUCAAGCCCUAUUAUUAGGUAGGGUGAAAAAUUUUGAUGCUAUAGUAAAAAAUGUGAAAGCAUUAUAUGAUGAGGAAUUAGGGAUGACACUUUUAGUGGUCCCAGAAUGUAUAUGCUUAGGAAAAGCACCAGAUUCCAGAGAUGGUUUGGAAAAUAUGAAACUUUUAAGCCUUUUAUUACUUGGAGCCGCAGUGCAGUGCCCUAAUAAAGAGAUUUUCAUCACUAGAAUUAAGGAACUUGAUGUUGACUUGCAACAUAAUAUUGUGGAAUGUAUAAAACAGGUAACAGACAUGCAAACAGUAGUAUUGACACCUGAUGCAAUAGACCUAUUCCAAUCACCAACAAUGUUCAACCACAUGAGGAGGCUAGCAAAGGAACGCGAUCACUAUUUACAAAACUGGGCAACUCUCGUCCUUAAUGAAGGCCUAUGUGAAAAUGAGACUGAAAAUAAAAAUGGGAAAAGUCGAUCAACACAAAGUGUCAAUCAAAAUAAUGGAGAAAGUCAACAUUUGGCUGUAGAGCUGGCCGAUUGGAAGGCACGUUUAAGAAAACAAAGACAGGAAUUGGAAGAGAAAUCAGAGCAGUUGUCAGAGUGCAGAGAAGAACUAGAGCACACGAAGUUAGUUCUAGCUAAACUACGCGCAGACAGUCAGGAAUGGUUCAAUGAAGCAAGAAAAGCAGCCGGAUACAGAGAUGAAGUAGAUGCUCUAAGGGAAAAAGCCGAAAGAUGUGACAGAUUGGAACAAGAAAUCCAACGUUAUCGCGAUCGGUUAACCGAUGCCGAAUAUUAUAAAACUCGAGUGGCUGAAUUGCGUGAGGAUAAUAAAGCGUUGAUGGAAACCAGAGACGCUUUAGAGGAACAAUUGCAAAGAGCACGCAAAAGAGCCGACCAAUGCUUAUCUCUAGAGGCAGCUAUGAUAAAGUUAAAAAGAGAGGCUAAUGACAUCGCAUUGGAAAGAGAUGCAGAUCAACAAAAAAUUCAAGAACUGAUCGAAGAGAACAACCAUUUACAAUAUAUUACCAGGUCUGUCUUAAGUGAAAGCAACAAUAGCAAUUUGGAUACGGACAAUGAGUGUGAAAAUACUUUAGAAUCUGGCGAAAAUAGUUUAUCUGAACAAUUAACUAGUAAUGCGCAAGCGCGGGCCUUGAAACUGGAAUUAGAAAAUAAAAGGCUUCUAUCUACUAUCGACAGUCUGAGAGAACACUCGUUAUUAGAAAGUAGUGAUAAAGUAUUAGAAUUGGAAAAGGAAAAGAAAAGAUUAGCACUUAAAUGUGAACAAUUACAAGAAAACUGCAACAGGCUCAAACAACAAAACUCAGAAUUGGAAGAAGUAUUCAAAAAUGCUUUAGAGGAAAACAGGAAAUUGCAAGAUUCUUUAGAUAAUCAAAAAUCCUUUAUCGAUAGACAAGCAAUAGACAGAGAUUCGGAGAAAAAUAAACUGCAGGAUUUCGAAAGGCAUUUGGAAUCUUUAACUAAAGAUAAACAAAGAAUUCAAAUGCUAUGUGAUUCAAUACAGCGGAGAGCUGAUGAUCUUGAAAAAACUCUAGAUGCUAGGACUAAGGAAUUAAAUACUGUUAAACCUGAAGCCGAAAAGGUCACUCGAUUCAUCAUACAGACUGAGGAGCUUAAAACUAAAUUAACUUAUAGUGAAAAAGAAACACACAAUUUACAAAGAGAAGUUACAAAGCUUAGGGAAGCUGUUGAAGAAAAAGACGUCACGUUAGACACUAUCACAACAGAAAUAGAAUUAAAAAAUAAAGAAAUCGAAAGAUUAACGAGACAAAUAGAGAUUAAUCAGUCACUAAGCAGUCGCCUCCAAGACUUAGAACAGAAAACCCAAGAAUUAAAAUCGAGCAAAAAAGUAGAUACAGAGACAAUACAAACUCUUCAAAAAGAUCUUAUUUUGGAAAAGGUUAAUUUCGAUAAGCUAAGGAAUUGUAUGGACAAAUUGGGAAUUAACACUUCCGAUAUAAUAUCUAAAGACGUCGGCGUUGAGGAAUUGUUAGAAAAAAUAAUAACUAACGUUGAUCAUGAGACUUUAGUAUCGGAAAUUGCUGCAAAAGCUAACUUCUAUAAGUUGGUUCCAUGUAAUUGUAAUAAUAAGGAAAAAUCUGAUGUCGAAGAGAAUAUAACUAAUCCUCAAAUAGAACAGCUAACUGCUGAUUUAGCUGCUUUGCAAGCGUCUCUGGAAAACUGUCAGGCGGAAAAUGCAAAACUACAAGUGAAUGUAGCAACAUUGAAUUCACAAAAUGGCUCUCUAAUAUCGCAACAAAUGACUUUGCAACUUGCUAACAGUCAGUUGGCUGCGGAGAAGGAAGAAGUUAUCAAACAAUUAGAAGUACUGAAAGACAAACAAGACAAUCUCUUACGAGACCAAGUCGCUUUACAAACGCUCCAUGAACAACUAAAUACAGAAUAUGAAAUGUUGUUAAGUGAAAAAGAACCUGUAAAGGCAGCCAUUAGAGACUUAAAGAUAGAAAAUAGGGAGUUAAAGGAAAAAAUUGUUACGUACGAAAAGAAAGUAUCAGAUUUUGAAUUGGAACGAGAAAAUCUUAAAAUCGAAUCUCGUAAUUUGACAAACCUCAGGGCUGAACACUCAAAACUAAAGGAAGACUUCAGGAAUUUAUUCACUGCCAGCGAUAGAUUGAAGAAUGAGUAUAGAAAUAUGCAAGAUGAAUAUAGAAACAUUAGAAGUGAAGUAGCUCAAUUAAAGUUGAAAAACACGGAAAUAUCUGGUGAAAUAAACACAAAAUCAGAUAUGAUUACAAGUAUGGAGUUAGAAAUAAGUAAAACGAAUCAACAUUGUGAAAUGUUGAUACAAAUGAACAAAAGCCUGGAUACUGAUAGAAGAUCUUUGAUGGACCACGUAUCUCAACUUUUAACUCAAUAUCACGAAUUACUAGCACACUCUUUGAAAGACAAACAGCAUUACCAUGAGGAAGAAAAAAUGUUUGCUGAUAGAGUGAAUGCUUUAUGUCGUCAAAAAGAAAAGUUAGAAGAGAAGAUAAUGGAACAUUAUAAAAAACUUGAUAAUUGCACAACAAAACGACGAGGUUUUGGCGCAUCAUUUGUAAAAAGAGUACGAAAAGCUGGUACUGAUUUAAUAAACAAAGUGCCUACAAGAAGUAACAAGAGAAUAGAAGAUGCCAAUCGUUCGAAGUCUCAAUUAACUCUAGCCGGUUCAGAGUCUGGGGAAUCAGAUCCUGGGAGUCAAGAUCUAGAAAAACUGUCGAAAAAUUCCGAUCCAGAACAAGGGUCGUCGAAUCCAAGUGUCGAAUCUCCGAGGCAUAGUGAUUCAAGUUUUAGCAGACGAUACGAUGAGAGUUUGCUGAAGAAAUCCGAUAUAGACAUGUCGGGUUCUAUUCAUAGUCUUGAUCCAAUAAGGUUAAAUGAGGGUAAUUUUGUAAGAAGAUUGUCUUCAGCAUCUAUUCAUAGUGGGGGUGGAGAUGAUGCCCUUAUAAGAGCAUCUCUAAGACGAAGGCCGCAUAAAGCUGUGCCGCCCACCCAUAGAAAUAGUUUCCAAGGUAUAGAAGGGGAAUCUAGCUUACCAGCAGCAUCUACCCCCUCCCCAGUAUUCGGAACCGCCGGAACUCGCAGAACUGUAUACUUAGCAGAUGAUAACCCAGAAGUGAACAUAAACAACAAACCUCAAAGCACACCAGUUAAAGAAAAUCCAACAUACUUAGUCUACAAUAGAAUAUCCACAGUGAUAGGUGACGGUGCGUGUCAAAAUGAUAGAUCAAUGGAAAACCAUAGGCCUAUCUCGGAGCAGUCAAGAUCUGUUGAGGAAAAUUUAGAGAGAGAAGACGUAAGACACGAUAAAAGAACAAGUCGAAGUGAUAAACCCGAAAAUUCAAAGGAAACAGCUAUUUGGUAUGAGUAUGGAUGCGUA